This is a messenger RNA of Mercenaria mercenaria, 1723 nucleotides long. RefSeq names its product splicing factor 3B subunit 6-like. Gene Ontology annotation, biological process: mRNA splicing, via spliceosome. Bases 87 to 476 code for a protein of 129 amino acids. NCBI's taxonomy places the organism in Eukaryota, Metazoa, Mollusca, Bivalvia, Venerida, Veneridae. Gene Ontology annotation, molecular function: RNA binding. The record is from RefSeq and is a predicted model, not a curated record. Gene Ontology annotation, cellular component: U2 snRNP; catalytic step 2 spliceosome; precatalytic spliceosome. The transcript is spliced from 4 exons.
UUUUUGCAUGUCUUGGGAUGAAAAGACCUUUCGUCUGAAACGGUCUGAAACGUUAGGGACACAGUCUACCUACUAAAUCUAACAAGAUGGCGAUGGGAAGAAAAGGAAACGUGCGGCUUCCGCCGGAAGUCAACAGAAUCUUGUACAUACGAAAUCUACCAUACAAAAUCACUGCAGAAGAGAUGUAUGAUAUUUUUGGAAAGUAUGGUGCAAUCAGACAGAUACGAGUAGGUAAUACACCUGACACAAAAGGAACAGCUUUUGUUGUGUACGAAGACAUCUUUGAUGCUAAAAAUGCCUGUGAUCAUUUGUCCGGUUUUAACGUCUGUAACAGAUACCUAGUGGUACUAUACUACCAGUCAAAUAAGGCAUUCAAGAAAAUUGAUGCUGAUAAAAAGAAAGAAGAACUAGACAAAAUGAAACAGAAAUAUGGACUGAGUACACCAGAUAUACACGCCAGUAAACCUAAGUCUUAGUGCUUAGGAACUACACUGGCUUAUGUUUUACUGAUCUGUGUUGUUAAUUUGUAGUGAAAGUCUUCAAUUCCUGUGAAAAUUGAAUAAUGCUGGACAUUGAAGAGUGUGCUCACAAUUAUAUAAUAGCUUGAAGAGAUCUUCAAGAAAAAAAAGAUGCCGAAAGUGUAUUUCAACCUUAUGACAUUAAUAGCAUAACUUGGCUUUUUUCUAGACAUUGAUGUAAAAAAAAUUAAAAAGGUGAUUGAGAGGGCUCUGAAGCUUUAUCUAAAGCUGUCAUGUAAAGUAAUUGAUAUUCCUGUGAAGAAUUGAAUUAUAAUAUCCAAUACCUUUGUUUAAGAGAAAUUUUAAGGUAAACUUACAAGAUUGCUUUCAGGGUUUCUGAGCAGACUGAUUUUUCAUCAGAAAUGUUUCCAAGGACAAAAUGUACAUGCAUUUUUAGGUUUGAAGACAUUUCUAAGUUACACACAGAAGAAGUCAUCAGUGUUUUUAACAUUGCUCAUAUUUACAACACAGCGAAACAUUGCUUGCUGGAGAAUCAAUUAAUGGAGCACCUGGCCUGGCUGGAGCAAUUAAUCUAGUACACAGCCCGGGAUAACUUGAGCAUUUUGCUCAUACCCACGUGAUUUCAAGCUCUUAGUGUUUUACUGUAUAUUCUUAUUUUUUGUUGUUUGAAAUUUUAGAAAGCUACAAGUUUAAAUGUUAAAGUGAUAUAAAAAUUUUGCGGUGAACAUAUUAAGUAAUAGUUAACACCUCCAGUUUUUUGUCUAAUUCUAAUUAUGUUGAAGUACUUCUGUUUGUUAGCAAUUAGUGGGGGAUUUAGGUACUACUUUAUGCAUAAAAAAAAAUUGCUUAUAAUAUUGAAAAUCAGUCUUCUGAACAGAAAAAUUGUAGGAAAAUUUUUAAAAAAAUAUCGGUACUUGAUAUUGAUCUGAAAAGUAUCAAAUAUAGUAUAGAGUCAUGAAUUCUGAUAUACUUUAUGGGUCUAUCUUCUAAAAAAUGAUAUUGUUUUGUAUAUUGGGAGAUAUGUCCCUAAAUAUGCAUUACCUUUGGCAGGUUUUUUUUUUUCAUUUAAUGUCCAGUUCAGUCUUUGAACGGAAUGGUUAGAAAAUUUUACUCCGACUUGGAAAUAAGGGUUUUUGGGUAAAAAUGAUCCAUUUCAUCCAUCAUUUUCAUCAUUUUUUUUUCAUUUUGUAUAUUGUUCCACUUCAUGUGUGAGUAAAUGAUAUGAAUAAAAAAUGUCACUUAUA